Molecule: messenger RNA, 1314 nt
Organism: Lipotes vexillifer (Yangtze River dolphin)
Lineage: Eukaryota; Metazoa; Chordata; Mammalia; Artiodactyla; Lipotidae
Source: RefSeq, a predicted model, not a curated record
AUGGAGGCAGCAGGGAGGGGCCAGCAGAGGGACCAAGCUGGGAAGAUGGGCUCUUCCAAGGAGCAGCCCACCUGGGGCCAGUCAUUGUACUUCAAGAAUAGUCUUAAGAAGAUUUUGUUCCAUCAGAUACCUGCCCUGGGGCCCUUCAGGAGAGAUCACUCACAAUUCACCAGGGUUGAGAAGACCAAUCAGCCCCACGCUACACAGGCCCCCAAGCUCAAGGCCGUGCUCACCCACAGCUCCUCGGGGGAAGGCUCAGGGCACUGCAGGCGGUGUUGCCCUUUCAGCGUGCGGUUUGCGGAUGAGACGCUACGGGACACAGCGCUCCGGGAUUUCUGCCAAGGGUUCCCACACGCUGUAUCUGCCCACCUUGGAACCCACAACCUCAGCCUGCUGACCCCGCACAUGGCCUCCAGGGUCUGGAGAAGGAUCCAGCAGUGCAACAGCCUCAUCUAUUUAUUAAGCACCGACUGUGGUCACAGGAAGUUGGAGGUGGAAGCUGCAAUUCUGCCCAACUUCUGGUUGUUCGAUGGGGCAGCCAAGGCCCUGAGGGCAGAUGACACAGCAGCUGAAAAGAGAAGCCAGAUCCGGCAGGGCAUCCUCGAGAACAGGACAGCCAGCGGGUCAGCAGCAUCGGAGCAGGUGUUCGGGAGGGUCGGGAGAUGGCUGGAGAGUUUGCCCAAAGCCCUGUAUCCCAGGGCCAAGGAGGACACCAUGGCCAACUCAUUCGGCUGGGACUUCCCUGGCCUGUCCACCCUGGAGCCGAAGGGCCACGUCUCUGAGGACACCUCUAUGAACAGCAGCCUGCCCUUCAUCCCCAGGCCCACCAUCCAGAGGCAGCGGAGCGGGGGCACCUCAAAACCUUUCUGGAGCCGGUUUGGCCCUGCCACACACCGGCGUUCCAACUGCUGGGCAAAGUUUGGCCCCCUCCCCUCUCUCCUAGAAGCAGCGCUUUGGCUCCAACCCCUCGCCAAGGCCGGGAUCGAGGUCUUUAUCGCCACCUCCCGGCCAGUGAAGAAACAGCCACGGAAUCCACACCCAGACGCAGUGCUGAAUAGCAAAGGCUGGGAUUUGGUACUUAUAUUUCCUGAAGAGCCUGCGGGUCCCGGAGAAGGCCUGAUUCUUUUCUGCACCUUCUCCUCGUGGCAUUGCACAACCCACCUCGCCCUCUCCGAGCCUCAAUUUCCCCGGCAGAGCCGCGGCGGACCCCAAACCGGCCACCGGCUGCAGCGUCGCGCCGCGCCCACGCGGGGGCAGUGUUGGCCUGGCUUUGGCGCCGCCCGGCGCGGCCGAAACUUCUCAGCCUCUUGCUAA